Alosa alosa (allis shad) is the source of this 4180-nucleotide messenger RNA. RefSeq names its product forkhead box O3A (gene foxo3a). Gene Ontology annotation, cellular component: nucleus; mitochondrial matrix. The record is from RefSeq and is a predicted model, not a curated record. Gene Ontology annotation, biological process: regulation of transcription by RNA polymerase II. Lineage: Eukaryota; Metazoa; Chordata; Actinopteri; Clupeiformes; Clupeidae. The coding region runs from base 363 to 2249 and encodes 628 amino acids. Gene Ontology annotation, molecular function: RNA polymerase II cis-regulatory region sequence-specific DNA binding; DNA-binding transcription factor activity, RNA polymerase II-specific. The transcript is spliced from 3 exons.
CCUUGUGUGUGUUCACUGAUGCUGGAGCAAUCAACUGGGCAGGCACGUGGAGUUAGCUAAACAUCAGGUAUCAGGACUGCAUGGAGAGUGCAGACCAGUAGCCUACCAAUGAUCUGAAGGAAAAAAAUGUCCAUUGUGUGUUAACUUGUUUUUUUGUUUUUUUUUUUUUUUUUUAAGUGAAAUUAUUUUCAUUCUAUUAUCCAGGGCAUUGAAUCUUCCAUACCAGGACUAGAAGCAUCGUAGACAGCUUUAACUACACAAACAUUAAGCUCAUUAAUGGAAUGCAACUGGAAACCAAGCUUCCAAUUUAGUUAUUUGAAUGAUCAAACUGUAGCUCAGAGAAGGCAAAGAGUGGGGAUAUCAUGGCUGAGAUGUCAAACAAUGAACUUGGUAAUACUUUGGACGUUAUGAUCGAUCCAGAUUUUGAGCCACAGAAAAGACCGAGGUCCUGUACGUGGCCUCUCCCGCGACCUGAGUCCGACACAGGGAAGCCCGAACCAACCGAUAUUAUUCCCGAAGAGGAGGAUGACCCCGCCACUGACAGUUGCGCGGGCCACAGUGCCAACGAUAUAUCGAAAGAAACUGACAUUUCCGAUGGGGACCAUGCUACAUCAGAAAUUACUCCUGUUGUGCGACUUAAAACCACUUCCAAGGACAAGGAGCUCGACGGCUUCUCGGUACCCUCUCAGCCCUUGUCCACGGCGAGCAGUGAAACAAGUGUGAACGGCCUGGUAGCGCAGCCAAGAAAGUCUUCUGCACGAAGGAAUGCCUGGGGCAAUUACUCGUACGCGGAUCUCAUCACUCAAGCUAUUGAGAGCUCGUCUGACAAGCGGUUGACUUUGGCCCAGAUCUAUGAUUGGAUGGUCAGAUCAGUAGCAUAUUUCAAGGACAAAGGCGACAGCAACAGCUCAGCAGGCUGGAAGAACUCUAUCCGGCACAACCUGUCCUUGCACAGCAGGUUUGUGCGAGUCCAAAAUGAGGGAACCGGUAAGAGCUCUUGGUGGAUGGUCAACCCGGAGGGCGGCAAAGGUGGCAAAGCGCCGCGCCGGCGCGCCGUCUCCAUGGACAAUGGCAACAAGUACACAAAGAGCGCCCGGGGCCGGGCGGCCAAGAAGAAGGCAGCGCUGCAGGCGGCUCAGGAGGUCGGAGGGGACGCGACGAGUCUGUCCCGCUGGGUCGGAAGCCCCGCCUCGCGGAGCAGCGACGAGCUGGACGCCUGGACGGAUUUCCGCUCGCGGACCAACUCCAACGCCAGCACGCUCAGUGGCCGGCUCUCGCCCAUCCUGGCCAACCCGGAGCUGGACGAGGGCGCCGACGAGGACUCGCCGCUCUCGCCCAUGCUCUACUCUAGUCCCAGCAGCCUCUCGCCGUCCGCCGGCGGCCUCGGCGAGCUGCCGUGCCUCGCCGACCUCGCCGGCACCAUCAACCUGAACGACGGCCUGAUGAACGACCUGCUGGACGACAUCAGCCUGACCGCCGCGCAGCAGCCGUCGCCGGGCGGCGCCGACGACGACGACUGCGGCGACGAGCGCGGCUCGGUGUUCACGUUCGGCUGCCCCUCGCCCAUGUUUGGCCCCACGCUGCGCCAGUCACCAAUGCAGACCAUCCAGGAGAACAAGCAGACGUCCUUCCCCAGCCUGUCGCCCUACGGUGGUCAGACCCUGCAGGAGCUGCUGGAGGGCGACGCGUGCGGCGGCGGCGGCGGCGGCCGCAGCAGCGAGAUCCUGCUCACGCAGUCGGACCCGCUCAUGUCGCAGGCCAGCGCAGCUAUCGGCCCACAGAACUCCCGCCGCUGUGCCAUGCUGCUCCGCAACAAUGACCCAAUGCUGUCCAACCAGCCGGGCGCUCCCGGCCUCAACGGCACUCAGGGCUGGAGAGGCCUGAACGGAGGGCUUGGCCUGAACAAUGACCCACACUACACAGCGAAACAGCAGCAGCAACAGCAGCAGCUGCUUCGCCCCUCCGCCCUCCCGGGCACCUCGGCCGACCCUUCCCUCCUGUCGGGCCUCAACGGCAGCCUGACCCCUCAGGACCGCUUCCCGGCCGACCUGGGCCUGGACGUGUUCAACGGCAGCCUGGACUGCGACAUGGACGCCAUUCUGCGCGGUGAGCUGAUGGAGGCCGACAGCCUGGAGCUCAGCUUCGAUGCUGGCUCCGGAAUAGUCUCGGCCCAGAACAACGCCAACUUGAAUGCAGGCAGCUUCUCUAGGGCCAAGGGCACCACGUCCCAGAGCUGGGUGCCCGGCUAAAACCCUCCAAGCCAAGCCAAGCAGAUCUUUAAGUUGACAGGAGAACCAGCUCCACGUCGUUUGCCAAACCAGCUAUCUGCUCCGUGAGGCCGAUGGUCUGUUUACUGAACAAAAUCCAGAGAAUGUUACCAUUGUCUUCACCCAGCAAAGACACUCCAAUAAUACAAAGGAUACUUGAAGCAGCUCCCACUGAGUUCCCAUGCCCAAACCGCAAGAGAAGUUGUAAUUAUGCAAUCAUGUUCUUUUACCAUUCCCUGGUCCACCACCAUUACACACACACAGCUAUACAGCUACACACCUACACGUACACACAUACAUGCACACACAUAAACAAAAGAUUUUGUUAUGGAAAAGGAAAAAAAGAAAAUGAAAUGGUCAUCAUGAUGUACCCCUGACCUUCCUCACUGUACCGUGAAAAAAAAGAAACAAUUGUGACGUGUUUUGAUCUAUUUAGUGUUCUUAUGUAUGAAAUGUUAUAGUUUUAAUAACAUCAUUCUCCCUCCUCCAUAUAUUAGGCUCUGAAGCAACCUUGUUGCAUUCCAUGCUAACAUUUAAAAAAAAACAAAACACUUUUUUGAACUCCCAUGAAAAAAAAAUGCCCCCUCCCCCUCCUUUUCCCUCCUCCAACUCCCUUCCCUCCCCCAAAAUAGGGUUCCCUCCAAAAUGUAGUUAUUGAGGCCAGUGGUUCUCAACCCUGGGCAGCUGUGUGCUCCGGGUCUUUUGUUCUCCCUGUACUUCAGACUGUGGGUGUGCGAGCUGAAGGAACUCAUCUGAGGAGCCGUUUCCUGGAGCUCGCCACGCAGCGAAAACAAACAGACCCCAUCAGCCAGGGUUGCUGAAUGUUUGCAUUCAGGGUUACUAGACAAUUUCCUUGUGUGUAUAUUUAAUGGUGUGAAGGUGUUUUCUUUUUUCUUUUUAAAAAAGAGAAUGUUAACCAUCUGAAGAUAGCUAUCAUGCAGUGUUAAUAACUCCAUGAAAUGUGAUUUGCAACUGCUUGCAAAAGGUGCAUCUUGCCACUUGGGUCUUUCCUUCACGUUAUCUUUGUACUCAAAGACACAUAAGAUAAAACACUUGCACGCACACAGAUUUACAUUUGUAUGUGCGUGUCUGUACAAUAACAGGUGCUAAACAGUGUUUUCAAUCCGCCAUGCAGUAUGUAAUACAUUGAAACCUUUGCAUGGGUAUGACAUGUCAGAUGGGCCGUGCACUGAAUAAACACCCACUACAGUGUCUUGUACUGUUUGUUGCCAAAUUUUAUGACCGUGCGAGGCAACCAAAUCACGUGAGCCUGUAAGGCUGUAGCAAAAUCUCACGUUGUGUAUUACGAACAUCCUUUGGAACUCCAGGUACACUCAGUAGUGUUGAAUACUUCCUUUGGAGCAUUGCCUGUUUAGAAAGUAAGAAAAAUGUUAUAGCAACUAAAAUAUAUCAUCUACUUUGGCAUUAUUAUUUUGAACAAAGAAUGAAAGACUUCAUUCGUGUGGAGAAUAACUCUAUUGUACUUCACCUACAGGCAGUAGUGCCCCAGUUGCCAACAUUUGAACCAACACUCUCCAAGCUUAACUCCCCAAAUUUUUUUUAUCACAAGCUCCUUUUCUCUUCUUGUUUGUUUUCCCCCUCCCCCCAUCCCAUCAGCCACUUUGCCAGCCCAUUCCAUGCUUCUUGUCUGUGUGCAGUACGGUAUGUACUAUAUGUCUGGCUGACAUGCGAUAUGAGAAAUAAAAUGUCAGGAAACUCCUUGUUUAUGAGUCACAUUCAUCCCUAGAGCCAAGACUGCCUAUGUUUGAUCUUUCUCACUGAAGUAGGUUCGUGUGAAUCAUUUGUGACCCCCCCCACACACUAUAAAUGGUCUUGUAGUCUGCUCCAGACUGGCAUGUAAAUAAAGUUUGGCUGAGCAUUCAGGAAGUCUAACAGCCUUUAUGCCAUAGCAA